Pochonia chlamydosporia 170 is the source of this 3204-nucleotide messenger RNA. RefSeq names its product NAD-specific glutamate dehydrogenase. Gene Ontology annotation, cellular component: mitochondrion. The coding region runs from base 1 to 3204 and encodes 1067 amino acids. Gene Ontology annotation, molecular function: L-glutamate dehydrogenase (NAD+) activity. The transcript has 2 exons. Lineage: Eukaryota; Fungi; Ascomycota; Sordariomycetes; Hypocreales; Clavicipitaceae. The record is from RefSeq and is a predicted model, not a curated record.
AUGGCGUCAUCAGCACCUAGACCCAAGAUCUUGGCUGAGGUUCAGUCCCAAGAAUCCAGCCGUGGACCUUCUCCUCAGCCCACGCAUUUUUCCGUUCCAAUGCCAACACCACCAAAUGGCAAUGGCCACCGAACACUCCGAUCUGCCACUGUGGGCUAUGUUGCUCCCGAGUUUGCGGGAAAGACCGAGCAGAUGGAGUCUGUCAAGCAAAUUCUGAACUCAGCCGGCUAUAUCCCACAGCCCUUGAUCGACGAUCAGAUCAAGUGGUUUUAUGAGCAGUUGGGCAUCGAUGAUGUAUACUUCCGCAUUGAGACUCCUGAUGCCAUUGCCAAUCACAUUAGCUCCCUCUACGCCGCCAAGGUUGCGGCUUAUUCCCGCGAGGACAAGAAGGAGGAGAUUCGCUUGGACAUGGAAGCAAACGACCACGCUAUCUAUAUCGAUACCAGUGAGCCAGGUGAGAGCAACGUUGGUGGACCUAGAUACGAGUCUCGUCUUGAGGCCAAGUACCUCGAUCACCAAGGCAAGACCAAGUACCGUGUGGAGACUUUCCGCUCCCCAGCUGUUAUUGGUGCCAGCCCAUCAUCAAAGGCGACACUCCGAUGCUACUUUGUGUAUCAGUGCCAGUUCCCCCAGAGCCCUGAACAGACAGACCCCAAGGAGACCGACAUUGAACGCAUCUCGGAUGCUGGCUUCUGGCAGAAGGCUACAGAAAACACGAAGCAAAUCUACCAGGAAAUCAUUGAGCUAGCCGUCAACCGUACUGGCCCUGUCAUCGAAGUCUUUGAUAUUGAAGAUGUUGCUGAGAAGCGUCUGGUUGUUGCAUUCCGUACCCGUACAGCCCGAGGGAUGUUCUCUGCUCUCAGCGAUCUCUACCAUUCCUAUGGAGUUACCAGCUCCAGAAAGUAUGUUGAGCAGUUCUCCAAUGGCAUCACUGUCAUGAGUAUUUAUCUCAAGCCGGCGACUCACACAGACGGAUACUUCCCUCCUUUGGAUGAGUCUAUCCAUCAAAUCACCAAGGAAAUCUCACUUCUGUACUGUCUGCCUCAGAACAAGUUCCACAACUUGUUUGCAAAACGCGAGCUCAGCCUUCAGGAGGCUGUCUAUGCCCAUUCAUCAUGGGUAUUUGUUCAGCACUUUUUGAACCGCCUUGGCCCUGAGUAUGCUUCAUUGUCCGACAUGUUGGACAUUGACGACCCAGCUCAGGCUGCUUUGCUUUCCAAGUUGAAGCGCCGUCUGCGAACAGAGACUUUUACUCCUGAUUACAUCCUCGAGAUUAUUCAGACAUAUCCCGAAUUGGUCAGACUUUUGUAUGCGUCCUUUGCAAACGUCCACCUCGGGGCCAAGAACGAGCAAGUCGCUGUCACCCCCGCCGUGGAUGUUCUCAGCGAUGAGAAGCUCAAGGACAAGAUCUCCAAGACCGUUGCCAAUGAGCACGAUGAGAUGGUCAUGACUGCUUUCCGCGUUUUCAACAACGCUAUUCUCAAGACCAACUAUUUCACCCCUACUAAGGUUGCUCUUAGCUUCCGCUUGGAUCCUGCAUUCUUGCCCGAGGUAGAAUAUCCCCGCAGGCUCUACGGCAUGUUCCUCGUCAUUGGCGCUGAGUCCCGUGGUUUCCAUCUCCGCUUCCGAGACAUCUCCCGUGGUGGUAUCCGUAUUGUCAAGUCCAGAAGCAAGGAAGCCUACGGGAUUAACGCCCGAAACUUGUUCGAUGAGAACUACGGUUUGGCUAGCACCCAACAGCGAAAAAACAAGGAUAUUCCCGAAGGUGGAUCCAAGGGUGUCAUUCUGCUGGACCCGAAACAGCAAGAUCGUGCCCAGGAGGCUUUUGAGAAAUACAUCGACAGUAUCCUCGAUCUCCUGUUGCCUGCCCAGACCCCUGGCAUCAAGAACAAGCUUGUGGAUUUGUAUGGCAAGGAAGAAAUUUUGUUCAUGGGCCCCGAUGAAAACACGGCUGACUUGGUCAACUGGGCAACGGAGCAUGCUAGAGCAAGAGGUGCGCCCUGGUGGAAGUCUUUCUUCACUGGCAAGGCACAGAAGCUCGGAGGUAUUCCCCAUGACAAGUAUGGUAUGACGACGCUAUCUGUCCGCGAGUACGUCAAGGGAAUCUACAGGAAGCUCGAGCUUGACCCCGCCACUGUCCGCAAGAUGCAGACUGGUGGACCAGAUGGUGACCUGGGCAGCAACGAAAUUCUCCUUGGCAACGAGAAGUGGACUGCUAUUGUGGACGGGUCUGGUGUUCUCGCUGACCCCAACGGCCUUGACAAGGAUGAGCUCGUCCGCCUAGCCAAGAAGCGUGCCAUGAUCAGCGAGUAUGACAUGUCCAAGGUGUCCAAAGAAGGAUACCGCGUUCUCUGCGAGGAUACCAAUGUGACCCUCCCCACUGGCGAAGUGAUCACCAACGGCACAUCCUUCCGAAACACGUACCAUCUCCGCGACACAGGCAUGACAGAUGCAUUCGUUCCCUGUGGUGGUCGACCUGAAUCUAUUGACCUGAUCUCAGUCAACAGACUCAUUAAGGACGGAAAGUCCACCAUCCCAUACAUUGUGGAGGGCGCCAACCUUUUUAUCACUCAGGAUGCCAAGCUGAGACUCGAGGCUGCUGGUUGCAUUCUCUACAAGGAUGCUUCAGCAAACAAGGGCGGUGUGACCUCGUCCUCGCUCGAGGUUCUCGCUUCUCUGUCAUUUGAUGAUGCAGGGUUUGUGGAGAACAUGUGUGUCGAUGCCAAGACUGGCGAGGCACCACAGUUUUACAAUGAUUACGUUCGUGAGGUCCAGGCCAAGAUCUGCGAGAACGCUCGCCUCGAAUUCGAGGCCAUCUGGCGGGAGCACGAGGCGACGGGUGUCGCUCGUUCUAUCCUCUCAGACAAGCUUUCAAUUGCCAUCACUACCUUGGAUGAGGAGCUACAGAAAUCCGACUUGUGGGCUAACGAGAAAAUUCGUCAUGCAGUCUUGAAGGAUGCUUUGCCGAAUCUUCUGCUCCAGAAGAUUGGCUUGGAUACUAUCAUCUCUCGCGUGCCGGACACCUACCUGAGAGCCAUUUUUGGUAGCUACUUGGCUAGUCGCUUCGUGUAUGAGUUUGGCAGCGAGCCUAGCCAGUUUGCCUUCUUUGACUUCAUGUCGAAGCGUAUGGCAAAAAUGACUGGCAAGCCAGAUGGCGCCGAGCAGGUCAGACGUAUGUCUGUGAGCGGACAUGCUGCCCUGUAA